Messenger RNA from Paraphaeosphaeria sporulosa, 1218 nucleotides. Its product is annotated as SET domain-containing protein. The transcript is spliced from 2 exons. The annotation marks the transcript as partial. Gene Ontology annotation, molecular function: protein binding. Lineage: Eukaryota; Fungi; Ascomycota; Dothideomycetes; Pleosporales; Didymosphaeriaceae. The record is from RefSeq and is a predicted model, not a curated record.
UUUGCGCUCGCCGCCGCAAGCCCCACUGAGCCCGACCCUAUCGGCCAAAGCCCCCAGAUCCAAGAUGGCCUCGUAAUCCGCGCGCCAACGACGUGUCCUGUGGUGCAGGACGGAUUGACAUCCACCACGUUCCCCUGGACGCAUGCGCCGACGUGCCUCCCGCUCGUCUUGCCCGCGGGAGAGCACGGCGGACGGCACAGCACGUACUGCGUGUUCACGAAUGCAGCGUUCAAUGAUGGGCGCGGCAUCUCUAUUGUCACGAGUCCGGAGAGCGCGGCCGAGCUCGCGGCCGAGGUAUGGGAGACAGGCUUGGGGCGAGGACGAGCGGAGCAGGGGCUGUGGGAGGCGAGGGAGGUGGAAGGGAAGGGUCUGGGACUGUUUGCGAAGCGGCUGGUUGAUUCUGGGGAGACGAUAAUCUUAGAGAGUCCGGUUUUAGUGGUUAGUAGGGAGGUGCUGGGGAGCGUGAGUCACUCGCGGAGGAGGGUGCUGCUUGAGAAGGCGGUGGGGCAGUUGCCGGAAAAGACACGGGAAAUGGUUAUGGCGCUGAGUCGGAGAGGAGGAGAGAGCGAGGUCGAGGAUAUUGUGAAUGUGAAUGCGAUGGGGGCGAAGGUGUGGGACGGGACGAGCCAUCUGAUUGUGGUGCCCGAGGCUGCGCGCAUCAACCAUGCCUGCCGCCCAAACGCCUACUACCGCUUCUCCGACGCGUCCCUCACCCUGACCGUCUUUUCUCUCUCCCCCAUCCCUCCGGGCACCGAACUCACCUUCAGCUACGGCUUCUCCCAGCUCCCCUUCACCUCGCGCACCGCCGCGCUAAAAGAAACAUGGGGCUUCACCUGCACCUGCGCUCUCUGUUCCUCUACGCCCUCAAACAUCUCCGCCUCCGACACCCGCCUGUCCGACAUCGCCGGCCUGAAAGCCUCACUGCCGACAUCCCUGGAGGACAUCCCGCAGUACAUCGCGCUGAUCCCGCGGCUGGUGGCGUUGCUCGAGGAAGAGGGACUAUACGCCGAGUUGGGGAUGUACGAGGAGAUUUUAGCGUAUGCGUGGAGUGCGGUGGGGAGCGAGGGGAGGGCGAGAGCGUGGGCGGAGAGGGCGGAAGUGCAUUGGGGGGUUGUGGCUGGGAAGGACAGCUGGGAGGCGAGGAGGUGUGGGGAGUUGGCGGGGAAUGUGAAAGAGCAUUAUACGUGGGGCACGUGGGAGGGAGACAUCUGGGAGGGC